Molecule: messenger RNA, 1480 nt
Organism: Phascolarctos cinereus (koala)
Lineage: Eukaryota; Metazoa; Chordata; Mammalia; Diprotodontia; Phascolarctidae
Source: RefSeq, a predicted model, not a curated record
GGAAUUAUGGGUCCAGGAUCUUCAUACAACUCUGGACAAAAAGGACCCAAAGGAAGCCUAUCACAAUGGCAAUGCCAGGACCAAGAAUGCGGACUUGAACAAGGAGACUUCAGAGGGGGAAAUUUUCAAAGAAGACUCACACCCAUGGACACUAGGAUGUAUCCAAAAGGAUGUACCUCUGGAGCCCGUGUUGGGAGAAGCCACUGAAUGGAAAGAUAGGCUAGAGAGGUGAUAGGAGCACAUGCAGGAAAGAGACAGGAGAGAAAUUUCUUGGAAGUGAUUGUUAAGGACAAGAUAAGUCCUAGAGAAGAGAGAGGCCCAAAGGAAGGGUUCAGUCUUACUUCCAAACUCCUCAUACAUCAGAGACAUCCUAAAGGACAGAGAUCACAUAAAUGUGGUGAAUGUGAAAAAUACUUCAGUUGGAAUUCAGACCUUAUUCAACAACAGAGAAUCCACACUGGUGAAAAAACCCAUGAGUGUAUUGAGUGUGGAGAAGCCUUUAGUCGGAGCAAAAAUCUUAUUCAACAUCUGAGAAUCCACACUGAGGAGAAACCUUAUCAAUGUAAUGUGUGUGUGGAAAAGCCUUUAAUCAAAACUAAAGCCUUAUUCAGCAUCAGAGAAUUCAUACUGGGGAGAAACCCUAUGAAUGUAAUGAAUGUGGAAAAUCAUUCAGUAAUAGUUCACAUGUUAUUGUAUAUCAGAGAAUCCACACGGGGGAGAAACCUUAUCAAUGUAGUGAUUGUGGAAAAGCCUUCAAUCAGAGUUCAGGCCUUAGUCAGCAUCGGAGAAUCCAUACUGGAGAGAAACCUUAUAUGGGUAAUGAUUGCAGGAAAGCCUUUAGUCAUAAUUCACACCUUAUUGUACACCAGAGAAUGCACACUGGAGAGAAGCCCUGUGAGUAUAAUGAGUGUGGCAAAGGCUUCAAUCACAGCUUAAGCCUUAUUGCCCAUCAUAGAAUCCAUACUGGAGAAAAACCUUAUAAAUGUAAUUUUUGUGGUGUGUCUUUUAGUCAGAGUUCAUCUCUUAUAGUACAUCAAAGAAUCCACACAGGGGAGAAAUCUUAUAAAUGUAAUGAGUGUGGGAAAGCCUUUAGUCAUAGCUCACUGCUCAUUGUUCAUCAGAGAAUCCAUACUGGGAAUAAACCUUAUGAAUGUAAAGACUGUGGGAAAGACUUCAGUCAGAGCCAAAGCCUUAUUCAACAUCAGCCACUCCACACUGGAGAGAAGCCCUAUAAAUGUCAUGAGUGUGGGAAAGCCUUCUGCUGUAACUCACACCUUACUGUACAUUGGAGAACCCACACUGGAGAGAAACCCUAUGAAUGCCAUCAAUGUGGCAAAGCUUUCAGUCAGAGCUCAUACCUCAUUGUACAUCAGAGAAUCCAUAUAGGUGAGAAAUCCUUUGAGUCAUUUCACUUAAUUCAUUAGCACAACGGACUAAUGAAGUCAAGAAAUGGGAUUGCUCAAUGUAAUGGAAUACUAUU